UCCGUCAUCUCGGAAUAACAUGGAUUUAUUGUUCUUCUCGUCCAUAGACGAUGCCACGAAAGCAUGGCUCGAUACCUUGCAUCGGAUGUGGUCGCUAUGGAAGAAGUGCGACGGUGUUAGCAAAACAUUAACGGAUUACUUUGAAACGGCACCAAAUCCAUACCUCAGCACAUUGAGAAUCCUCGUCAACACCUCUGACUUUGAUCACAUGACAAACAGCAAAUCGCUAGCAUUUGCAGUGAUAGAAGAAUUUUCAAAUUGGAUGGAAGAUAGAAAAGAAGGUUAUAAGGAAUUUCUUGUUCCUGACUUGAAACUAGCAGCUUUCAAAUUAAUAAAGCAGAAACAUAUGAAACAAAUGUUACUAAUUAAGAAGGUAUCUACUAUAUAUGAAUUCGUGGAACAUAAGGAUAUGUUUCUACAAGCAAUAAGGGAAAUGAUACGAGAUAAAGAAUAUAAGGAGGCUGCACAAUAUGCUGCAAUGUUACAAUUGCAGAGUCAUUUUAUGAAUCCAGAAAUAUUAUUAUUGCCACUUAUAUUACAAAAUAAGUUACAAGUAGUUGAUGAAUUUUUAGUUGACUGCCAAGAUGUUCAAAAAGCCUUGACGACUUAUUUAGAUAACUUGAUAGCACCAGGAAAAAAUGUACAAACCACAUUGGAACGAUUUAUCUAUGAAAAUGAUAUUCCAGAAGUUAAAAUAUCGUUAACACAAGUUCGUCCAAUAACUAAGCUUGUUGCACGUCUAAUAAAACAGUACAAUUUAUCGCCUGAUGUAUGUCCACAUUUGAAUACAAAACGAAAUGAGGGAGCAUUGCAGUUUCUCAUACAUAAACGUUAUGUGGAUGGUAGCUUAAAUGUUGCCAGUUGGAGAGAGAUGGUGAGAGAGGCAAUAGGAAAUGAUGUUAAGUUACAAAAAGAAUUACUUCUUAUGUUAAUUAAUGUCCAAGAUGUACAAGAAGGUUUAUAUUGGGCGAGGGAAUAUAGAAUACCUAAGCAGGAAUGGCCAUGGUUAAUUGUGCAUGCAGAAGAAGAGGAAGUAGAAGAAGAAGAAGAAGGUGCGCAAGGGGUAAGUGAUGGAGCUUCUACAAGUAGAGAUGAAAAUUGGGAACCGAUUGAAGAUAAUAUAAAUUAUCAUACAUUAAAAUUACCAAGAGAAUCUAUUAAUGUCGUGGAUAACGGACGUUUAUUUGAAGAAUUUCUUGAUAAUGGAUUAAAAAAUGUUACUAUAGUUGGAAUUGAUUUGGAAUGGAAACCUAGUUUUGGAACAAAGCAACCAGAAUUAGCACUUAUACAGAUAGCUACUGAAGAUAAUGUUUAUAUUCUGGAUGUGACUACUCUUGGUAAUGAAUUACCUGAACUCUGGGUUGAACUUGGCCUUACGUUAUUUGGAAACAAAAAUAUUGUUAAAAUUGGAUUUGGAAUAGCACACGAUAUAACAGUGAUACGCAAUAGUAUACCUGCAUUGUCAUCUAUUAAAAACCAUGGUCAAGGAUACCUAGAUUUGAUGAUUUUGUGGAGAAAAUUAACAGAAGAUUACAAUUUUAUUUUUCCAUACAAGGGAGAUCCAAACUUUACAAGCAAGAGUUUAAGUAAACUUGUAGAACUGUGUUUUGGACAAAGAUUGGACAAGUCUGAUCAAUUCUCAAAUUGGGAGCUAAGACCUCUUAGGGAAAGUCAAAUAAUAUAUGCUGCAUUGGAUGCUUAUUGUUUAUUGGAAAUAUAUAAGGUAUUAGCGGAUUAUUCGGCAGACAUGGAUAUACCGUUUGAGGAUAUUUGUGCUGAAAUACAACAUAUCCCACAGACACAUAAAAAGCCUAACACGAAUAAGCCCAUACAUAAGAAUUCUAUGUAUUCAAAUCCUACAACGUGUGAUAAAGGCAGUGAGAAUUAUCGCGCAAAUGCAGGAGCUUCACCAAAGUACGAAACGACUAAAUACAAACCUGCAGUCAAACAAGGGUAUCAUAAUAAUAAGCAGAAAUUUGCGCAUGUUGGAAUACUUAAAACAACUAAUGAUAGAAGACACGAUAAUCAAAAGAGAUACGACAAUCAUGAUAAUCAGAAUCGGGAUAGAUGUGCGCGUCUCGGAAUAAUUCGAGUAGCUAAUGACGCAAAAACCGAUAACCAAAGGAGAUAUGAAAAUGGUGAUAAUCAUAAUCAGAACAGAUACACGCACGUUGGAAUGCGAGGAGCUGAUGGUGGAAGAUACGAGAAUCAAAAGAAAUAUGAUAAAUAUGAUAAUUACGAGAAUUAUAAUAGAUUCGACAAUCACAAUCAUAAUAGAUACGAUCAUCCGAACAGAUAUGGUAAUCAAAGUAGACGUGAUAAUCAUAAUAGAUAUGACAAACAAAUUGGUAGACGAGAGGAUGUUCAGGGUAGAUUUAUGGAUAAAAUUGGAAAAAUGAAUAGAUCAGAACCCAAAGUGCAGCGACAACAUCAGGAAGACUUGGUCGCCGCGCAUACGUGGCGCGUUGUAUGCGAUUCGAUGCUGGGUGGCUUGAGCAGCAAGCUACGAAUGUGCGGCGUAGACUGCGUACAUGUCUUGUUCGAUCAGGGUGGGGACGAUUCCGCCAAACUGGCAAUGCGUGAAAAUAGGAUUCUGCUGACGCGCAAUAAAAACUACGAAAGAUUCAAGCAGUAUCUACCACUGUUUGAAGAAAACUGCUACAGGGUAAUGGCCGACACACCGGAUAAUCAAUUACGCGAAGUCUUACGUUAUUUCGGUGUAAUUGUCACACAGAAUGACAUUUUCAGCCGUUGCCAGAUAUGCAAUUGUGACGAAUUUGUCAAAGUCCCGAAGCAAUUGAUGGAUGAUCUUGUGCAAAGCUUCGUGAAAAUUAUAAGAAAAAACAAUUAUCGAAUGCUUCCCAAUCGAACUGAUAGCGUAGGAAAAGCUCGUAUUGAUGACGAUAACUCGAGCGAUGAUUUCGAACUCGUUCGAAAUCCAAACAAUUAUUUUACAAAUAGCGAGCAUCGUACGUGGCGUCUGUCUACAAAUACUAUCGACGUCGACACAUGUACAACGAGAUACCAAAUGCGAAUACAAAUCGAUAAGGUCCCAUUAAAUGUACUGAAGAAUGUACAAGUCUUUUAUAUUUGCGAGCACUGUGGAAAGAUAUAUUGGGAUGGUUCGCAUUUAGAGCGAGCUCUUAAUGGUGUUAUCAAAGAUUUAAUCGUUAAACAGUAAGUAUUAAUUUUAAAUGUGAUAUAGAAGAGAAUCUCGAAGACUCCUGCUCAAAGGAUCAGGGUAAAGGACAGAAAAAAAUCAAAAUCAUCCGUAGUUCGAAAAACUUCGAGUAAUGAUUGUUCCUAGAAUUUACGAGCCACCAAUAUCGAGUAUGUGAUAUUGCCACGCUUAAGCAAGCGCUACACACAUUUGAUUGUAAUAUUGACGUAGAUAAACAUAUAUAAAUAUAUAUAUAUAUA
Camponotus floridanus (Florida carpenter ant) is the source of this 3420-nucleotide messenger RNA. It is a transcript of the gene Nbr, whose product is annotated as exonuclease mut-7 homolog. The transcript has 13 exons. Gene Ontology annotation, biological process: nucleobase-containing compound metabolic process. The coding region runs from base 20 to 3181 and encodes 1053 amino acids. Lineage: Eukaryota; Metazoa; Arthropoda; Insecta; Hymenoptera; Formicidae. The record is from RefSeq and is a predicted model, not a curated record. Gene Ontology annotation, molecular function: 3'-5' exonuclease activity; nucleic acid binding.